Molecule: messenger RNA, 763 nt
Organism: Papaver somniferum (opium poppy)
Lineage: Eukaryota; Viridiplantae; Streptophyta; Magnoliopsida; Ranunculales; Papaveraceae
Product: histone H2A.1-like
Exons: 2
Coding region: 150-605 (151 amino acids)
Cellular component (GO): nucleosome
Molecular function (GO): protein heterodimerization activity; DNA binding; structural constituent of chromatin
Source: RefSeq, a predicted model, not a curated record
CAAGUCUAGAAAGAAAUCCAUUUCUGGAGUAAAGUAUAAAUAACCAGCGAACCAGACCAGCUUGAUUCACAAAUUCGAUUCCAUCUCUCAACGAUUCACUGAAAUUCUCAUUAUCAAAACCCUAAGUUCAAAAUCAUUUUAGGUUAUCAAUGGAAGGAACUGCAACUGCAAGUAUUGUUGGUAAUGGAGGAAGAAAAGGCGGUGAUAGAAAGAAAGCUGUAACAAAAUCUGCUAAAGCCGGAUUACAAUUCCCAGUUGGAAGAAUCACUCGUUUCUUGAAGAAAGGUCGUUAUUCUCAACGUCUUGGUUCUGGUGCUCCCGUUUACAUGGCUGCUGUUCUUGAAUAUCUCGCUGCUGAGGUAUUGGAAUUGGCUGGAAAUGCUGCAAGAGACAACAAGAAAUCAAGAGUUAUCCCAAGACAUUUAUGUUUAGCGAUAAGGAAUGAUGACGAAUUAGGGAAAUUGCUUGCUGGUGUUACAAUUGCUAGUGGCGGUGUUCUUCCUAACAUUAACGCUGUAUUGUUACCUAAGAAGAGCGGGAAGGCUGAGGCAGAGAAACCUAAAUUUGCAGGAAAAUCUGUUGCUUCGAAAUCUCCAAAGAAGUAAUAAUAAGAUUUAGAUCUAGUUUAUUAGUAGUAGUGCUCAUAUCUUAUCUAGGUUUAAUUCUGGAAGUGUAAGUAAUGAAAUUAAUGGUUACCUUUCGGGUUGUAAUGUGUAAUGAAAAUCAUCUUUUUGAAAUAUAAGUUUACCAUUCGACGCCAUAA